AUGGGAAGCUGCUGUACUACUCAGGCAGCCAAUACUCCACACCCAACCAAACCCUUGGUGCGCAUGUGCGCUUCAGGCAAUCAUUUUCCUAACUUUGCUGACAUUGGUGAUACUGUGGUACUGUUUGUGGACUUUGGUGACCAAUUCAAGCCAGUCCCACCACAGAACAUGGAUCACCCACUGGGCGGGGCAACUGCAGGACGAGUUUGGCCUAAACGCCAUCAAUCAAGGCAUGAUGUUGAGGAGUACGAGGCAAGUUUACUGAUUCACUUUUUACUAAAUAAACACUAAGAGAAAAUAUUUACAGCAAACAAGUACGUAAUUAAAUGUCUAUUAUCGCUAUCAGUUCAUUCAAAAAAGGAAUUUAUAAGUGUGCUACUGAGUAUUUUCAAAGAGGUAGAUUGGUUCAUUGAUAUACACCAGAUCAUUUCUAAAUUAUAAUCCUGAGUAACGAGAGUAUACCAGAUUUUUCCAAUAAACUUUAUUUACUGUAAAUCCUUUAUGUCCUGUUUAUUAAUAAUUAUUUCUCCCCUUUGUAUAAUCUUUUGGUAUCAUUUUAUAUAUAGACAAACAUGAACAUAAAUUAAAAGAAUAAAAUUUAAACAUUCCCUGCACGUAAUAUUGACUGGCCAGCCACGGUUAACUCCAGCUACCUGCAGGCCAGGGUCUGGUUGCAUAAAACAUCUUAAGAUUAAGGGAGCUCGCAACUAUUUUUUCAAAACAAUGGGUUUAUAUUGUUUUAGAACAAAAGUUAAGAGCCCUCUUAUAUUAAGAAGGCUUUAUGCAACCUGGCCAGGCUACUUUUGUAAAACUUAAUGAUAAGGAAAAAAAGAUUGUUGUUGUGGUUGUUGUUGUUGCUCUUUCCGACUAAUUUGCUUGGUGUAUGGGUAAAACAUUUCUAACUUAGAAAAGGUCAUCUCACAUCCCUGUAACUACUGUCAAAGGUGCCAAUUUAACCUCUAAAGGUAUUUUGACAACUGGAGAAUCUCUUUUUAAAAUUUGCAUUAUCACCUACUACUCCAUUAUCAAACUGUAUUACUCCACUACCCCAUAUAGACACAACUGACCCGGACCCCAAAUAUUAAUUGAUGUGGACUUUUGAUGAAGAUUGAUUCAAUAAUGCAGUUGCUUAAUAUAAAAUUAUGGCUGUGAUGAUGGAAAAAUCUUCGCCAUAUGGUGAAAGGCCAGAAAAAUGACACCAAUGACCCUAAUAAAUCUAAAAGUACAGGAUUUUGGAGUUUGGGGUUAAAUUGCAGCAGUACAGGAAAAUUUAAAUGCUGCUUAUAUCUAUGACAUUGUAGCAGGGAAAAUAAAUAAGUAAUUUAUGCCUCUCUAUUCACAGAUAAAGCUAGCUGGACUCCAAGCAUUCUUGAAAAAGAUUAAACCACGUGACCAGGACUGUACAAGCUUUCGAUCAGAAGCAAGAAUUCUAAUGACAGAUGAAGUGCUGGAACACCCUGGUGGACUGGUGAAAUUUGCCGUGCCAUACAGCGACAAUCAUGGUCGAUAUUUGGGUGUGGUUACUGAAGAGGAUCUUGAAUAUGACCAAAAGAACAGGGUUUAUCAUUGUAAGCAUUUUGCUUUACUCGACCUUUAAUUCAUCCAGGAUUUCGGUGAAAUCAGUUCUUUCCUUUUCAUUCAACCUUUCCUUCCUUCUAUUAUUCCUUAACACUAAGGGGCUGUCUAUAUAUAUAUGGACGUAGGAAGACCCUAGCACCAGGAAGAUCCCAGAAGGCGGAAUAACUUUUUACUGGGUUUACAUGAGGAAAUUUUGUGACACCAAGUAGAGAGCGAAUUAGUGAUGGCGGGCAACAAUAGCAAAAACGCAAUGUGGCCCCUUCUGCUCUCUUUACUGGUUUUAUAACUACCUUUCAGCAGAAUUACCACAAUAAAUAUAUCAGCUCAUGGUAACUCCUAACAAAACCAUCAGCCUUUAUUGCCGUGAUUACCUGCUAAACCAUAGUUAUUAGAGGAGACUGGUUAUGAAAAGCGGCAAACAUCAAUGAUAAGAACAACAGUGCUGCAGUUUAUGUUGGAAGUAACGUGAAAGUGCACAAUCCAUUGUUUUCUGUUGGCAAAUUGUUACCGAAUAAAUUAAUGCAACGUUUUUAUUGGUCAAUACAAUCAAAAUGAUAGGAAUUCUUUUGAACGUUGUGCACUUUCAGGUCCACAAAAAAAUAUAACAAAGGAGUCUGACGGGUUUCAUGACCAUUCCACUCAAUUAACUAUGGCUAAACCGACUGCCACCUUUUUUGUCUGGUUUGUCUGUAGUACUAGGAUCUUCCUGGUGAAAGCAGUUCACAUUGUGCUAGAAUCUUCCAACCUCUCAGCUAGGAAGAUCCUAGUACUAGAUCAGAAAGAUCCUAGCGCAAGUGACAAGACAGUACGACUUUUUGCAUGUAAACUGGAUAAAGAAUUUUUAGGAUCUUCCUAGGACUCUCUAUGUAAACAGCACCUAAUUUUGAAUUCUUGAUUGCUAGAUCCACUGUGGGAUCAGUUAAUUGUUCACAACCAAGUCAUAAGAAAUGACAUUCGGCUUCGCACAUCAUCAAGACUUGUUGAAGGAACAUAUGGUUCCAUGGGGCGUCAGCGACGUAGUCUUCGGGAGUCUGGACUGCGAGAAGAUGAAGUAGAUGCACCCGGUGCGAGUGGAAGUGUAGAGGUUUUAACAGCUACUGAUGAAGAGCUUAGUCGACCUCUGAUACAGGUAAUUAUUUCCAUAUUUUCAUACCAAUUUUUAGUCAUUUUUCAGAAAAAUAAUGGGCCUGAUCUGGCUAUUCACACGUUAACGCAUAAUGUACAGUAGAAACUAUUCAUCAUAUGAUAAGGCUGCAUGAGAGACUGGAAGCCAAAUAUUUAAUCUCAACUGUUGUUAGUCACUGUUCUUUCCUCUGAUAACCCUUAAUUUUUAUAAAAUUAUUGUAUUGAGCAAAUUAUAGUUACUCACCAUUGGCCACAGUUCAUUCAUGAUCAUGAGAAAAUAUAUAGUUAUUACCCAAGGGUGAAUUAAAAUGCAUGAAAAUGCUGCCAGAAAUAGUAUCUUGAAAUGUAAAAUCUUGAAAUGAAAAAAAGAGCAAACAAACAAUGAAUGAAAUAUACGGAGGGCUUUGAGAAAAUUUGGGGUUAAACUUUGGUUCUCUAGAGUCGCAAUUGUCGAGGAGUAUGACUUAUUAAAGGAGAAUGCAAGGUUUUGCCCAGUGUAUCUCCCAUGGGAGAUUCUCAGCCUGGAAUUUUACGAUAAUCGGGAAUGUUAGCAUGCAAUAUAUACACUUAUUGAUUAUAUACAGUAAUUAAAUUAAGGAAAUUUCAUUUCACCACUAGCCACCAGCUAAACGCUACUGGCCAGAUAGUUGGGAGAUGUCAUGCUGGAGGCACCUAUGCUGUGACAGAUUCGUGCGGGCAAGAAACCCAUUCACCAGAUUUUGGGCCAGAUUUUUUGUAGCACCAUUAACAAAUGUUACUGGCCUGAGUCUUUACUACCAGCUGUAUUUGGUGGAGAUUUUCCACAUCCGAUUUCUAACAAAGCUUGGCCAUUACAUUUUCAUGGUACAGUAUGUUUUUAAAUAAUAGAACAUUUAAAAUUAAUUCCAAGCACAACAAGGAUCAUAGCAGCUUGCAAUCUCAGUUGGCCCAUCUGUACUUGUAUAUAUCCAAUGAUCUCUGCAAUGUAAUGACAUCAUCAAGAAACUCAAACAGCAUGGUUUUGACUGUUUUUGAAGCCCUCUUGGCAAUCAAGAAAUGCUUUUGGCGAUUACUUUCGAUUGCUGAGUAUUUUACAGAGAACAAUAAAUUAUUGUUCUUCAGGUAAAUAAGAGCAAAAAUCAAGAUUAAAGAACAUGUGUCAAUAUGCCCGGGAUAUCUUUGUUUGUCGAAAGUGCAUUUCAGUUUGGCUUUUUACCGUGAAAACUUUGCUUUUUCCUGAAAACUAUACCGUUGAAUUCAUUUUAUGUGGAGGGAAACCGACAAUGAAUUGGUUCUUUCCGUCUUUCCCCACCAAUUGAUGUGACUUAUGGUUAAAAGACUGGUUUCAGGUCCGUACAUCAAUCACCCGUUGAAUCCAAGAGUGAAUUUAGGCCAAAAUAAUGCACAAUGGCUUUGAAAUAAGUGGAUAAACUUAUCUUCCUCAAAUGCAUCUUUAAAUUUUUGAUAAAAGCAGCUCCACCAGUACAGUCCUUCAAAUGUUGUCGACGACAGACAAACAUGGUAUAAAGUUAAUAACGCAGAGUGGCAUGUGGCCCAAUAAUUGGUAUAGGGGUUAAUAUACUACCGGCUGGUGGUUAUGUUGCAAGUUUGAAUCCUGGUGGAUCGAAAUUUCUUUCUUUGUUGUACAAUAUAUAUGUUUUUCUUUUUAGGUUUUUUGUUUUGUUUUCUUUUAUAUCACAUUUUUCUCUUUCCCUUGUUUCCCUUAUUGUUACUGCUGACCGUCUUAUAAGCUUCAUGAGGUUUUAUAUUUGCAAUAACAUAUUUCUAGUAUACAUUUAAAUAAAAUUGAGGUAAAGUACAUCUAGAAGUUAACAUUCUCCCAUGUCAGUGACCUCCACGUCACUCUUUUUGCUGUCUUCUUAGAAAAAUGUGUGACCUUUUACAUGGAGAGAUUUUUGCUCUUUUUGCACAAAAAUUAGUCACUUUUAAGAACAGUUAUGCUCUCACUCAGUCUCAAUCACAUUUUAAUUAUAUAAUAAUAUUUAUUUAUUUCUCAUAAUUUAUCCAAAGUUUAAAAUAUUAAGCAAAAGAACAGCACCUUCAACCCGAUGGCAUUGCUAUCGACAUUAUUGCUUAAACUAAAUUAAUGCUGAAUAAUCUGUUUUUCACAUGCAGCCUUUCAUUGUGAUGAUGAUGAUGACAUUCUUUGCACAAUGGAGAUUUUUUGGAUGUUACACACUAGCCAACACAGAAGUACUUGUUCUCAAUGGUGCUGCUGUCAUGGCUUAUGCCUUCAUGCUAUGGUACACAAUAUGGGGUUUUGUACAGAAGACUCGUCUCUUAGGGGUAUGCCUAUUUUUCUGAUAUCCAUGUAAUCUAGGUACCUUGCUAGCAGAGGUUUCUCUCUUGCAUGGCUUUAGCGUUUACGAGGUCGUUCACGUGGCUUGUCUGUCAUGAGGUUUGGGUUUGUUUAUGCCCACGUGAUAGACAAGCUCCAUGCAAACAACUUUGUAAAUGCUAAAAGCUAUGCAAGAGAUAAACCUGACCUGCUCGCAGGGUACAUUAUCUAGGUAACUAAAUGGACUUAAGUGGGAGCACACUCCUGUUACACAUGUUACAAUUGUAUCCCUAAACAUCUUGUAUUAAAAAUGUCUUACAAUGAUGGUCUAAGUUGUCUCGCUUAUAAAUAAACUCUUAACCCUUUCAGUCACUGUCUGUGGCAAAAUAACAAAAUAUUUACAACAAAAGAAUUCAAAUUUCAUUUUGAAAAAUCCUAUGAAGGAAACACUACUAUGUAAAAGUUCUGCUGUAAGUAGGAAGUUUUUAUUUGAAAUGAAACACACAGGAUUUCACCUAGAGAUGAAAAAGUUGAUGUGAAAAAUAAUCUCACAAGAUAACAGUCUGAUAGAAAACAAAAUGUUAGCUAGGAAAAUUUCUUUACUCUGCUAAUUUGGAAAUGAAUGUAAAUUAAAUACUUAACAAUCAAAAUAAAUUAAUAAUAAGUUGCGCUGGCCUAUUUCUUUCAGUUAUUUAUGCUGUUACCCAUGGGAGUUCUUUAUAUUCUCGCAAACAUAACUUUUCAAAUGGCAGUGAAGAAUUCAUUACCAGAAAACACCAGCUGUAAUGAGUGUUGGAACCACACUGAACAUGCACCUCAUUUGAAGUAUUUUAAUGCUUUUAAACUCAUGUACUGGUUCUACAACCCAGCAUUGUGGGUACUUGUUCUGUGCUUUGGACAAGCUUUGAGCCACAUAUUUGAACGUAAGUGUUGUUUUUUUUUAGUUUAGAAAAUCCCAAAAUAUCAACAUAUAGAUUUACUACUUUGUAAUUGCUUGUGAAAUGAAGGAUAAAUUUGUCAAUUACAACAGGCAACAGUUGCUUGAGACCUUUAAAUUUUCCAAACACACCUAUGCAAAUAUAAUUGUAACCAUGGAAACUCAAAGUUAUGGUUUCACCUUAUUUUAAUGAGUUAUGUUGACUUUUAAGUUUGCCUACAGUUUCUCAUCUUAACCGUUGAGUAAGGAGAAAACACCACUUUACAUAAAAAAAUUAUUUUUUUAUAGUAACCUUAGUCUGAAUUGUCAUAGACUGCAAGCUGUCUCUUAUUUUUCUUUAGUGUCACUGUUAAGUGCGAUAACGUGUGAGGAGCGAGCGGCGAAGCCGCAAGGAACGAGGGCGGAGCUCAAGUGAAGAAAAAAUAAGCAAAUAAGUCCUUUCCACUCAAAAGUGAUAAAACGGCUUCUUCUUGUCUAGAUUUAAGAAUUUUUUCUGCCUAACUUUUCCUCACAAACACGUUUCAAAACAUCUUUUCUGUCCCCCAUCUUAUCUCAAAGCGACGUGCGAAAAGUGGACUCCCUACAGACUGAGGCUUUUUUUGACAGAUUGCAUUUUUGACAGAUUGACAAGUAGGUGACCAAUCGGAAUUUCUGUUUUGCUGAAACGGGUAAUUCAAAAGACAUAUAAAACCUCUGCCGUCGUCCUUUUUCCUCUCUCGCCCCAAUCUCUCCUCCUUUUUUGCAAGUAAUUUGCAUAAUUUUAACUUUUUACGCGCCCUGCAUGGCACUGAGGAACAAAGGACGACCGCUCACGGUCUAGAAAUGUCGAUCAUAGGUCUCCACCUUCUAACCUUUGGGGGGUACAGGGGAGACAAACUUUCUCUUCCCUGCACCCCCAUUGGUUGGGGGGGUGGAGACGUAUGACAUUUUAGACUAUGGGAGUAUUUAUUAUUAUAAGGUAUUGUUUCCCAAUCAGCAGUAAACUAUAGUUCUUGCUCAAGAUUUACUACUUGCCCUUCCAGCUAAAAUUCCACCUCGUGUCAAUAAUACUGCCCACUGGAUGAGCUGUACAGACAUAUGUAAAAGAUAUGGCUACCCUAGGUCUCUUCUGAUAUUCCUCUCACAAGCAAUAUUUGGAACCGUUGAUGAGGUAAGUCUAUCAUCUUGUACUUAAACAUUUGAGUCCUAAGCAGUUUACCAAAUAUUGCAUAAACAGCUGCCUACUAUUACCUUAGGUUACUUUAUAGUCAUGUUAAUUCCAAGGUUGGAAGUGCUAGUUAUGUCCUGCUUUGAUUAACCUGUGGUAACUUCAGUUACUGGUAGAAAGUUCAACAGUUUUCAACAAUUCAUGCACUGCCACAUCGAGUAAAGCAACUACCCCCACUUAAAUGCUGUGUAAUGGAGGGCAAUAUUCCAAGGAAAAAACAAAAUCAUUAUUUAUUUUUUGAAACAUUCAGAGCAGCAAAAGCGAGAGUGGGGGGUGGGGGUGGGGUGGGUUGAUAAUCUCUUGUACGAGUAUAUAAGCUAACAUUAAAGGUUACGGCACUUGAGCCAUUCAUUCUGCAAUAGGCUGAGGAAAUAAUAAUUUUUUUGUCAAUGGCAUGUGUGGUUCCAGAACAUAUCCAUACCCCCACCAUGGAGAGAAUUUCACUUGCGUCCCCCCCCCCCAUCUCCAUGGGUUUUCCAUCUUUAUACGGAACUGAUGAGCCCUUUGUAACCACACAGUCUAUAAGAGUAACAUUUAAACUGAGCAGAAUUGAAACUUAUGGAUAUUUGGAACAUGGUAACAGAUUUUUUUGUGUGUUUAACUCAACUAUUAGAUAUACUUGGUGGUCCUGGGUAUAAGAUUACAUAUGAACUACUUUUCAAUACAAGAUCAGUACUACUGGGGUCAAUUUGAUAAAACUUUUACAAGCGUAAUUCACAAGUGUAGCUAUUGUUUUUAGGACCCUAAAACAAUAGCUAGCUACACUUUGUAAAUUACGCUUGUAAACGUUUUAUUUUAAAUUGACCCCUCGUAACUUAAUGCAAUUCUACAUAUGACACAACAAAGUUGACAACUACUUUAAGUUGAGCCAUUAAAUUCUCACCUUUUCAUUUACUCAGUAAACCUGUUUUUUUAAUUAAAUGUUUUUCUUUUCUUUCACUAGCUUCUUGCAUCACCACGGCUUCUUCCUUUAUUAAUGUUGCGAAUUUGUUUUAAUCUUGGUUACCAACCCAAAGAGUGGGAAGUGCUUAGAAUACUGGUUAAAAAGUCAUUACAGUAUGGUGAGGCAGCCUUUUUGUUAUCUUCCCUUUACUCCUGGUUUCUAAAAAUUCUUAGGAUUGUCUGGUUCCCCCAAGUCAUUUCAAAAUGUGCGUAGGCAAUCAUUGUGCAACAUUAAUUGCCUGGAUAGAACUACGAGUACAGAUAUACAGCUUUAGGAUGGUUUGUGUUUGGUUCUGCCUGGACCUGGACAAAGCUUAAGUCUAGAUAAUAUAGCCUGGUGUCCAUUUGGUUGAUUGUCUUGAGUGCCCCGCAAUAAAUUGAGGUGAUCCAAUCAAUUACAAGGACACUGGCCAUUAGGUUUUCGUUCAGAGGUUCAUAUGUUGUCGUUAUUCAUAAAGACUGAACUAUUAAAAAUGUUACUUAUUUUAAAACAGGUGUUACUCUAACAAACUAAGAUGUUCGCAUGAGAUAGUCAUGUACGUAAGUCAUCCUUAUCUGUCCACCUGGCCAAAAGAAAGAGAAAACAGGACAUUUGGAAUAGGAGUCUACCACAAAGCCACCCUCUGUAUUACUUUAUAAUUGAACAAUAAAUGGUCUAAGAGAAAUGAGCUGCUUUUUGGGUAAUCAGCGGUAUAUUUGUGUGUUACAUGACUGAGUAUAUUUUACGUACAACUUCCAUUAGAUCUCCAGAUUAUUUCACUAACAUUAUACAGGUACACAAUAUUCUCGUAUUAUAAUAUUAUUAUAAUUUAAAUUUGUAAACAUUCCUUGGAAUCUUACCAGAUUAAUGUGUUAUUGUUGUCAGGGGACCCAGCAUUAGAUUACAUUGGCACAGGAGGGGCAGAGUAUCUCCCAGAAGACUCAGUGAUCCCUGGUAUGUAUCAUUAUUAUUAUUUGCCCAGUAUUAACAUUACAGUUUAAAUUCAGUGUGACUAUGUGAACGUAAUAUGAACAGAAGAAUAACUAUGCCUAGAGGCUUAACAUACUGCAAAGUGCCGACUGAAAUGUAAUGUCAAAGAAAAGGUGCCCUACAUGUACUGCUAUACACUUGGUUGCCAAACUUUUCUUCCUCUAAAUGGAACUGGAUAAUAACAUCAAAAAAGUUACUUGAUAUUCUUUUUACUAUUAAUAAAAAUCUUUUUUGUUAUCCAGAGACUUCAAUAUCCGCCAGUGAUUCCAACAAAGAGACUCCGGAUCAUAGCUACAACACUGGUUACAACAUUGGUGAGACAGUCUGCUUUGGUUUAAUAUUUUCAUCAACAAACUGCAUCAGGCAUGACAUGUUGAGAAAAAUAGAGCUCACAGGCAGGAAAUGAUUGAUCUUGACGUUUACCACUAGAUAUCUAGUAUUAUCUUCCAACUUUAAACAAAGGAAAGCUAAACACAACAACAGAGUGCAAAAAGGAACUUAUCAAUGUCUAACACUUACAGUGUAUGCAUUAUUUUCUUCUCAAUUGAACAGCAAAACUAAAAAGACAUAUAAAACAGAUGGAGGACAUACUCACUGAAGAACAACACAAGCAGCUAAGUGACCCUCGAAAGCUUAUGACAGAUAGAGUAGAUGAUUGGCUAGAACAGUUCAUUGUGUUGCGACACUAUGUAGCAAAAUAUGAGCUACAAGUUCAUGCAUAUGGUCCAUUUCGCACUGAUAAGCAGGAUGCUGAAGCUGAAUUAGAUGAUGCGCGAAUGGAUAGAGACUUUCCAGAGAAACAUCAUGAAAGUUUCCGGAAUUUUCUGAAGGAAAUGCGUUUUCACCUGUGGAUGAUGGAAGAUGAGUUUAUUGAAAGAAGGGCACUAAGCAACUGCUGUGAAAAGGAACUAUAG
Molecule: messenger RNA, 9951 nt
Organism: Porites lobata
Lineage: Eukaryota; Metazoa; Cnidaria; Anthozoa; Scleractinia; Poritidae
Source: the annotation of a GenBank genome assembly